Schizophyllum commune H4-8 is the source of this 5521-nucleotide messenger RNA. RefSeq names its product Pentafunctional AroM protein. Gene Ontology annotation, molecular function: shikimate kinase activity; 3-dehydroquinate synthase activity; 3-phosphoshikimate 1-carboxyvinyltransferase activity. NCBI's taxonomy places the organism in Eukaryota, Fungi, Basidiomycota, Agaricomycetes, Agaricales, Schizophyllaceae. The record is from RefSeq and is a predicted model, not a curated record. The transcript has 23 exons. Bases 411 to 5378 code for a protein of 1655 amino acids. Gene Ontology annotation, biological process: aromatic amino acid biosynthetic process; chorismate biosynthetic process. Gene Ontology annotation, cellular component: cytoplasm.
UAGCGCGACACGGUAUAGAACACUAGACAAUGGCAAGAUUCAAAGCAGCGACACUGACGUAGACGGGACUGAGAGCUAGGGGACGGGAUGAAGGAUCAUGGACGGAGCUGAAGGGUCUCGUAGCGGACUGACGGCAGGUUGACAUUGAGUGUGCGGCGAUUGGGACGGAGAGCUGAUAGAGGGCCGCCUGAGACCGUCCGGUGCUGCCCGCCGCAGGCAACACGGGCCAAUGCGGUCCUCUUAAGAGUCCAGUCGCAGGCCGUCGCGCCUACCCCCGACACUGAAAUAAGCGCCGGACGCGUCGCGCCCGCCAUCACUUACCUCCGCGCCGCCCGCGGAGAUCGGAGUCAUCGUUAUUGUCGCGUUUUCGGCGGCUCCCUUGUUUGCUCCUCACUCUACUAACCAAAAUUAUGGCGACGACGACGACGGCGUCGGCGUCGGGCGUGACGCGCAUCUCUAUCCUCGGGACGGAGAGCAUCCACACCGGGCAUGCGAUCCUGCCGCACAUCGCCGCGACCGUGCUGGACGAGUUGCCGGCGAGUGCGUACGUGCUGGUCUCGGACACCAACAUCGCGCGCGCGGGAUGGGUCGAUAAGCUGGAGAAGGCUUUCGUGGACGCGCGCGCGGAGCGCGAGGCGAAGGGGACGCUGAAGAAGGCGUACAAGUUCCUCACCCAUCUCCUGCCCCCGGGCGAGCAGACGAAGAGCCGUUCUGGGAAGGCGGGCGUGGAGGACUGGAUGCUCGAUCACCGUUGCACGCGCGACACGGUCCUCCUCGCCCUCGGUGGCGGCGUGGUGGGCGAUCUGGCUGGUUUCGUCGCUGCGACGUUCAUGCGCGGUAUCCACUUCGUGCAAAUUCCUACUACACUGCUCGCGCAGGUAGACAGCGCUGUCGGCGGCAAGACCGCGAUCGACGUUCCCCUCGGCAAAAACCUCAUCGGCGCGUUCCAUCAGCCCGCCUUCAUCUUCGCUGACAGUGCCUUCCUCUCUACCCUCCCCGAACGCGAAGUUGCCAAUGGCAUGGCCGAAGUCAUCAAGACCGCUGCUAUCCGCGACGCCGCCCUCUUCGAAGCGCUGGAGUCGCACCCCGAACGCCUCUGGACCGCGUGGUCGGGGAAGCUUGCGCCUGGGGAAGAGAACCUCCUCCUCCGCGCCAUAACCACCAGCAUACAUAUCAAGGCCGCCAUCGUCUCCGGCGACCCCCACGAGCGCACAGGCCUGCGCAACCUGGUCAACUGGGGCCAUAGCAUCGGCCACGCCAUCGAGGCCUGUGUUACUCCUCUUAUACUUCAUGGCGAGUGUGUCGCUAUCGGCAUGAUCCUCGAGCUCGAAACCGCGCGAGCCCUCGGACACGCUGGGCAGGGCGCGCUAGCGCGGUUGUCGGGCGUGUUGUCGGCUUAUGGGCUGCCUGUCAGCAUGCACGACCCUCGCCUUCGCGACGCCAUCGCGCGCAUGCCGAGUCUUGUGCGCGGGUGGGCGCCUCCGACGCCCGAACGGCUACUCGACGUUAUGCGCGUGGAUAAGAAGAACGCCGGCGACGAGAAGCGCGUCGUCCUUCUCGCCGGGAUCGGGCAGACGGUCGAGGAGCGCGCCUCCCCCGUACCCGACGCCCUCCUGCACCGCGUGCUCUGCGAGAGCGUGCGCGUUAUCCCGCCCGCACUGCCCGGCUUCCCGCAUCUCGCGGAUAUGGAGGCGUAUCAUGCCGAAGGACCCGCGAGCGAGUUGUUGGAUAAGGGGAAGGGCGUCUCCCUCAAAACGCCCGGCUCGAAGUCGAUCUCGAACCGCGCGCUGCUGCUGGCGGCGCUCAGCAGCGGGACGACGAAGCUGCGGAACCUCCUGCACUCGGACGAUACGCGCGUGAUGCGCGCGGCGUUGGGGGAGAUGGGGGGUGCCACUUUCACCUGGGAAGACGGCGGCGAGACGCUCGUGGUGCAUGGGCGUGGCGGAAGUUUGCACGCGCCCGACGCAGGCAAGGAGGUAUACCUUGGCAACGCGGGUACGGCGGCGCGCUUUUUGACGACUGUAUGCGCGCUUGUAGAUGGUCAGUGGAGCGUCGAAAUACGUAUGAGUUGUCACGCUGAUCGGCCUGCAGCGACCGAGUCGGCGAAGACCACAACAAUAACGGGCAAUAAGCGCAUGAAGCAGCGGCCUAUCGGUCCGCUCGUUGACGCCCUCCGCGAAAACGGCGCGAGCAUCGAGUACCGCGAGGGCGAGGGCUGCCUCCCGCUGCGCGUCGGCGCGGGGCAGGGACUUGCGGGCGGCCACAUCAAGCUCGCCGCUUCGAUUAGCUCGCAGUAUGUGAGCUCGAUACUGCUUUGCGCGCCCUAUGCGAAGGAGCCGGUGACGUUGGAGCUUGUGGGCGGGCAGGUCAUCUCGCAGCCUUACAUUGACAUGACGCUGGGGAUGAUGGCCGACUUUGGCGUGCGCGCGACGAGGCGGCCGGGGACGGACAUCUACGAUAUCCCGCGCGGUGUUUACCGGUGCGAUGGAGGCGAAUACGACAUCGAGUCGGACGCCUCCAGCGCCACCUAUCCUCUCGCCCUCGCUGCCAUCACUGGCGGCAAAUGCACUGUCGAAGCCAUCGGCACGCGCUCCCUCCAGGGCGACGCUGGCUUCGCUACGGGCGUGCUUGCCGGCCUGGGUUGUGAGGUCUCGCAAACGGAGCGAGAGACCACAGUCGUGGGUGUCGGCGCGUGGACGAAGGCCGGUGGCAGUGAGAAGGGGAUGAUGGCUUGGGGCGGGCCCGAAGAGCGCGAGCUGGACAUGGAGACCAUGACGGAUGCGUUCUUGACGGCGACCGUGCUAGCUGCGGUGUCGAAAGGGACAACGCGUAUCAUUGGGAUCGCGAACCAGCGCGUGAAGGAGUGCAAUCGCAUCAAGGCGAUGGUGGAUGAGCUUGCCAAGUUCGGCGUGGAGUGCAGCGAACUUCCAACGGGGCUUGUCAUUCAUGGGCGGCCGGUAGAGGAGUUGAAGCGGGGGGUGGUCGUGCACACCUACGAUGACCAUCGCGUCGCGAUGGCGUUCUCUGUGCUUGCGGCCGUCGUUCCCGGAACUGUCCUUGAGGAGAAGCGCUGUGUCGAGAAGACCUGGCCGAACUGGUGGGAUGACCUCAGCGGCAAGCUGGGAAUUCACGUCGAAGGCGUUGACCUUGGCUGGACGCAACCACCACCACCCGCCGAUCUUGUACGUGCCCCUUCUGACAAGUCUGUCAUCAUCAUCGGCAUGCGCGGAUCUGGGAAGACGCAUAUCGGUCAACUGGCCUCUGCCGCCCUUGGGUGGCCGUUCCUCGAUGCGGAUGUGUACUUUGAGGAGAAGCAUGGGCUGACGGUGAGGGAAUAUGUGCAUGAGAAGGGCUGGGAGGCAUUCAGGGGCGCUGAGGCGGACAUUCUCAACCUCAUACUCAAAGAGAACGGCACGAAGCACAUCCUGUCUUUGGGUGGCGGCAUCGUCGAGACUCCCGCUGCGCGUGAAGCUAUCCAGGCCUACGCUUCCUCCGGCGGCCCCGUUGUGCACAUCGUCCGUAACAUGGACGAGGUGGUCACGUACCUCGGCGCCGAGACUGCACGCCCCGCCUACGGCGAGUCCAUCACUGACGUUGCCGCUCGCCGCGCGCCCUGGUUUGCCUCGUGCUGCAACUUCGAUUUUGUCAACCAUCUCGGCACCGCCGCGGCGGAUCAUGUCCCGGCGCAGGCGCGCGCAGCGACGGCGCGAGAGGUCUCGCGAUUCUUCAAGCAUAUCACAGGCGUGGCCCCCAAUACGUCGGCAAACCUUGCGGGCUGGCGGGAUGGGAGGAGGAGCUACUUCCUGAGCUUGACGUAUCCGGAUAUCUCCGCCGCGCUUCCGCUCAUGGAGGAGCUGACAGCGGGGGUGGAUGCGGUCGAGCUGCGCGUGGAUCUGUUGCGUUCGCCUCAGGGCGGGUCCGCCGGGGUCUAUAUUCCUCCUGCCGCCUAUGUGAGGGACCAAGUUGCGCUCCUCCGUCGUGCUACCAACCUACCCAUCGUCUACACCGUCCGCACCAAGGCGCAAGGCGGCGCAUUCCCUGACGAUCAGUCCGCAGCGGCUGCCGCAUUGCUCGAUCUCGCACUCCGCCUCGGUGUCGAGUACAUCGACGUUGAGAUCUCCCUCCCAUCCGACCAUAUCCAUCAGCUCGUCAAGAACAAGGGUUACGCGCAGCUCAUCGCCAGCUGGCACGACUGGACCGGCGCCAUGCGCUGGGACGGCGCGGACGUCGCGGCCAAGUACGCCCAGGCGGCGACCUUCGGCGACAUCGUGAAGAUCGUCGGCAAGGCCAACGCGUUGGAGGACAACCUCGCGCUACUGGACUUCGCCCGCGCGCACGACCGCAAGCCGCUGAUUGCACUGAACAUGGGUGAGGCUGGCCAGAUGUCGCGCGUGUUGGGGACGUGCUUUGUGCCCGUGUCGCACCCGAAGCUGCCGUUCAAGGCCGCGCCGGGGCAGCUGUCGUUCGCGCAGAUCCAGCAGGCGCUGCAUCUGCUCGGUGCGCUGCCGGCGAAGAAGUUCUACCUCUUCGGCACGCCGAUCGCGCAUUCCAUGUCUCCGACGCUGCACAACACGGGCUUCGCGGCCCUUGGGCUACCGCAUACCUACUCGCUGUUGGAGACGUCGACCGUCGGCGAUGAGAUCAAGGCCGCCGUUUCCGCACCUGACUUUGGCGGCGCGUCGGUGACGAUACCGUUCAAGCUGGACGUCAUUCCGUUGCUCGAUGAGCUCUCGGACGCGGCGAAGGUGAUAGGCGCCGUCAACACUAUCAUCCCUAUCCAGCGCGACAGCAAGCGCAUCCUGCGCGGCGACAACACGGAUUGCCUGGGCAUCCAGGCGGCCGUCACCUCACGUCUGGCAGGCGCACGCGUAGGCUCCGCCCUCGUCCUCGGCGCCGGCGGCACUGCACGGGCAGCUAUCUACGCGCUUCACGCCCUCGGCGCCUCGCCGAUCUACCUUUUCAACCGCACACGGUCGAAAGCCGAGGAGCUGCACGCAGCGUUCCCCAACGCGCCCGUGCUAGUCCUCGACAAGCUCGACGCCUGGGGCGAGAACACACCUGCGCCGAACGUUAUCGUCUCCUGCGUCCCCGCCGCCGCGACCACGACGGAGGCUGGCUCGGAAGGCUUGCACCUCCCGCAGGGACUACUGGCACACCAAAAUGGACCCGCGGUCGUCGUCGACAUGGCGUACAAGCCCGCGGAGACGCCUUUGCUGCAGCUUGCCAAGGCGGUGGGCGGCGAGCACUGGUCGACGGUGCCCGGUGUGGAGGUGCUCCUCGAGCAGGGCUUCGUGCAGUUUGAGCUAUGGACCGGGCGCGCGUGCCCGCGCGAGAGCGUAUCGAAAACGGUGUGGGCGAAGUAUCUGGGUCAAGCAUAGACGUGCAUCAGUGUGAAGUGUAUGGGUGAAGCUAACUAUCUAUCGGGAUCUUAUGUGCUGUCGUGUUAUAUGAACCAAAAUGUAGUUCCUUCUGAUUUCCAUCUAGAAUAAGCAUCAUGAUGUCUGACAUGAGCCUCCGGUGC